UAUUCUAAUGAGAAAAACAUUCGGACGUUUGCAUAGAAAAUCGAUAAUCGAAAUGCACUCGGCAGCUGUGAUGAGUUGAGUAUAAAAAGCACAACUUGCCACAGAUGCAGCAUAUUCCUCUCGCAGUCAUGGAACACAGAGCAUACGCACUCUGGCUUGUUGUGCUCAGCUUGCUGAUCAGCAGCGGUUCAGCCUUCCAGGAGAAGGCUUCGCUGGUGCAGGGACGCAGCGAUGUCCAGGCCGUGCAACAACAACAGCAACAGCAGCAGCAGCAGCAACAACAACAACAGCCGACACAGGCACAACAGCAGCAGGCACAGCAGCUGCUGGUUGAGGAGGGAUUGACCUCGACACGCGGCAUCGAAGAUCAUCUGCUGAAGACUAUCGGUAAGGCUGGCUUCAAAUACUUUGCGCCCACCACAUCGACGACCACAGCGAAACCGGUAGUACAACAUCAACACCAUUACUAUUAUCCUUCAGAGGAGAACCAGCAUUCGCAUUCGCGUCAGUAUGUUCCACCACCACCGCCGCCACCGUCGCGCUACCCCUGGCCCAGUUAUCCGCAACCACCUCCACCACCGCCACCGCAACGUCCCUGGGUGCCACCCUAUAACCCCUGGCCCUAUGGCUGGGGCAACGGAUAUCCCGGCUAUACCCGUUAUCCCGGCUAUCCCAGCUACACCGGCUAUCCCACUUAUCCUGGCUACCCUGUCUAUCCUGGCUACACGGGUUAUCCUGGCUAUCCCUACUAUCCCUACUAUCGCUCCUCGGCCACUGAGGAGACUGACGAAAGUGCCGCUGCGUCCGCUGCUGCUGUGAUGCAGUCCGAGCUCAAUCAACGCUCCAUUCCCGGCAGCUAUCAGGCACGUGUUCUCGCCUCCACCAGCAACCUUGUGGCUGGCAAGUCCAACGGCGAUGUCUUGCCCCUCUAUCAGCUGCUCAAUGUGGCCAGGGUUUAAACGAGACGCCCUUCGUCCAUUUCAUCAAUCAUUUGACUAAUUCAACGAUAAAUAAAUCAAUAUCAUAA
This is a messenger RNA of Drosophila nasuta, 1027 nucleotides long. RefSeq lists its product as uncharacterized. Lineage: Eukaryota; Metazoa; Arthropoda; Insecta; Diptera; Drosophilidae. The transcript has 2 exons. The record is from RefSeq and is a predicted model, not a curated record. Bases 105 to 959 code for a protein of 284 amino acids.